Molecule: messenger RNA, 651 nt
Organism: Fraxinus pennsylvanica
Lineage: Eukaryota; Viridiplantae; Streptophyta; Magnoliopsida; Lamiales; Oleaceae
Source: the annotation of a GenBank genome assembly
AUGAGUUGCAAUGGGUGUAGAAUACUUCGAAAAGGCUGCAAUGAAAAUUGCUUGCUUAGACAAAGUUUGCAAGGCAUUGAAACUGCAGAAGCUCAAGCUAAUGCUACUGUUUUUGUCGCCAAAUUCUUCGGCCGGGCUGGCCUCAUGUCCUUCCUUUCUUCGGUCCCGGAGUCCCAAAGAUCAGCGUUGUUUCGAUCUUUAUUGUUCGAGGCGUGUGGAAGGACAGUAAAUCCAGUUAAUGGAGCUGUGGGGUUACUGUGGGGAGGUAACUGGCACGUGUGUCAAUCCGCGGUGGAGACAGUUUUGUGCGGCGGCGUUUUACAGCCGUUGCCGGAGUUUUCUGGGUUUUCUCAGCCCCCGGAGUUUGAUGAAAGAUCAGAGGAUCUAUAUGGAUCAAAAGAUUUGAACUUGAGGCUUAAAAGAAAUGGGCUUGAUAACACGUCACAAGAUUUGGAUCUUGGACUUAAAGCUGGAUUUCCGGCGAGAAUGACGGCCGGCGGUAGGAAUAACCGGAGGACGGUAAAAAGGAGAUUGGCAUCGCCGCCAUCGGAUAAGUCUGAAACGACCACGUUGGAGAGUGGUUUGAUGUAUGAUCAAGAAUUACAACACCAUGAUGGACAUGAAACAAAGCUCUUGAGACUAUUUGUCUAG